Messenger RNA from Effrenium voratum, 1071 nucleotides. Lineage: Eukaryota; Dinophyceae; Suessiales; Symbiodiniaceae. The record is from the annotation of a GenBank genome assembly.
AUGAGCGAUGCUUUCGGAAGAAAACCAGCAGUGAUUCUUAUUCGGUCAUGCAUGGUGAUUGCGAGUGCUGGAACGAUGUGCGUGGCCUGGUUUCAAGCACCGAUAUGGCUGGAUUUUGCGCUCGGCUUUUUUUCAAUGGUCCCGUGGAACUCGGUGCCCUUUGCCUACUACAUAGACCGCAUGGACCACGCUCCAAGCAUUGUCUAUGGAAUCAGCCUUGUGGAAGGGUCUGUGGUACUGUGUGGCAUUUUUGGCACCGCGCUUGGCAGUUUUUUGACCAUGAAGAUGUCGAUCCUAGUGCAAUUCGGCGGGAAAAUUGCCGCUCUGCUCCUGGCAAUAUUCAUUUUGCCGGAGUCUUUGCCCGUCGAGAAGCGUAUGCCAUUUAAGCCUUCAGACUUGCUGCCAACAGCCGCAUUCCAAAUGCUGUUCCAGAGUCCAGUUGUCGAGAAAUUGACAGCCAUCGGUGUGAUUGACACGUUUCAUUGGUCGGGCUACUACACUAUGCUGGCAAGAUUUUUGCAGGGCCACUUGGCGUGGAGCAGGCAAGAAUCUUACACCGGUGGCUUUGUUGAGCAGAUUUCCCAGAUAGUUUGGCUUGUCAUGGGAGUGAACAUCCUAUUGCGCACAUUCGGGCAGGCGGGUCUGAUUGCUAUAAGCACAGUUGCCUGCGUGCUGUCCAAUGUUGCACAAAUGCUUUCCACUGAGCCUUGGCACAUCUACGUGAACAACCUGCUGCUUGCUGGGCCUAGUGUUAUGGGCUCUGCUGUGGUUGGCGGGAUAAUCGGCAAGGCGGCCGAUCCCAGUCAGCAAGGCAUGUUGCAGUCUGCACUGGGCCUAGUAUUUCAGGUGGCAGGUGCUCUGGGUCCUGUUGCGUUUGCCACUGUGUAUCAAGCUCUGGAUCCGACAGCGCCUGGUGCACCCAUGUGGAAGAUGUACGUUUACAUCACAUAUGGAGCGCUCUUUGCCGUGCCCAGUCUGGUGCUCCUUUUCUCCCUUCGCAGAAACAUGGGCGACUCUGGAAUGCCUGGAAUCACGAAGGAUGAACUGUCAAAUGCCAAUAGUGGAGGGUAA